Messenger RNA from Penicillium crustosum, 1461 nucleotides. Its product is annotated as putative MFS glucose transporter. Gene Ontology annotation, molecular function: hexose transmembrane transporter activity. The coding region runs from base 1 to 1461 and encodes 486 amino acids. Gene Ontology annotation, biological process: monosaccharide transmembrane transport. Gene Ontology annotation, cellular component: membrane. The record is from RefSeq and is a predicted model, not a curated record. Lineage: Eukaryota; Fungi; Ascomycota; Eurotiomycetes; Eurotiales; Aspergillaceae. The transcript is spliced from 2 exons.
AUGGUUUUGGGUACAUCAACUCAGUCGAGGGUUACACCAUACCUAAUAUAUCUCGUGUUUGUUGUCACGCUUGGCCCCCUUCAAUUUGGUUUCCAUCUGGCAGAGCUCAAUGCCCCCAAAGCCGUGAUAACAUGUGAACGUCAAGGGAUUCAUUCUUCGGGCAUCCCUUUUCAUGGUCUACCGCAAUGCUUCCCUAUGACCCCAUCGCAAUUCGGCCUCGUCUCCUCGAUCUACACGCUCGGUGGUUUACUCGGAGCCCUGCUGGCGGGACCUAUCGCGACCAAAUACGGACGUCUGCUCGCAUUACGAGCGACCACAGUGUUCUUUGUUCUGGGGCCUGUGGCAGAGACACUUGCACCGGCGAUUCCUAUCUUGAGUCUUGGUAGAUUCCUCUCUGGAAUUGGGUCUGGUGCUGCAAUUGUGGUUGGUCCUAUCUACAUUUCGGAAAUCGCUCCUCCCAGUGCUCGAGGCCUCUUUGGUGCUUUCACCCAGAUUAUGACCAAUGUUGGUAUCCUGUUGACCCAAUCUCUGGGAUACUUCUGGAGCGAAGCAAGCCUCUGGAGACUCAUACUGGCUGUGGCUGGUAUCGUUGGUGCUCUGGAACUUUUGGGGCUUUUCUUGGUACCAGAAAGUCCUUCAUGGCUCGCGGAACACGAAAAGACCAGUCAGGCACGCCGGGUCCUGCAGCGGAUCCGUGGUCGGGAUGCCGAUAUUGAAGCGGAGAUUGCGAGCUGGAGGACCACAGAUGCCCCUGUAUCUGGCGAGGAAGAAUCCUUGCUCUCUCCAUCUGGUGACAGGCCGCCUCAGAAGCCUGCAGUCACGUUUAUGCAGGUUGUCAAAGACCCCUACUACCGCCCAGCUAUUAUUGCCGUGGUUGGCGUGAUGGUCGCCCAACAACUCACCGGAAUGAACAGUAUUGUUAUGUACAGCGUGUCCUUACUACAAAGCAUCUUACCCACGACUGCUGCGCUACUCACGGUAAUGAUAUCUGCGGUUAAUCUUGUGAUCACUCUCGCGUGCUCUCCACUACCCGAUCGCAUUGGUCGAAAAUUGUGCCUAAUGCUGAGCAUCUGCGGUAUGGGGUGCAGUUCUAUACUUCUCGCGAUAAGUAUCUACAUCAGUGCUAAGAUCUUGACGGCGAUUGCUGCCUUACUUUUUGUGGCAAGUUUUGCGGUCGGACUGGGCCCGGUCCCCUUCAUCCUGGCCUCCGAGCUUGUGGGGCCCGAGGCUGUCGGCGCGGCACAAAGCUGGGCGCUGGGUGCCAACUGGAUCGCAACUUUUGUGGUGGCACAAUUCUUCCCAGUGCUUGAUGAUGCUCUUGGUGGUCGUGGGCAGGUGUACUGGGUGUUUGCGGCUAUGGCCGGGUUGCUCGGGAUCUUCAUCUAUCAAUUUGUGCCGGAAACCAAGGGCAAAGCUAAUGCUGACGAGGUUUGGGGACGAACAGACCGACGACAAGACUGA